Colletes gigas is the source of this 12326-nucleotide messenger RNA. RefSeq names its product RNA-binding protein Musashi homolog Rbp6 (gene Rbp6). The transcript has 16 exons. Gene Ontology annotation, molecular function: RNA binding. Lineage: Eukaryota; Metazoa; Arthropoda; Insecta; Hymenoptera; Colletidae. The record is from RefSeq and is a predicted model, not a curated record. Bases 912 to 2141 code for a protein of 409 amino acids. Gene Ontology annotation, cellular component: cytoplasm.
UCUCGCAGAGCGCGUCGCACGUCCGAGUACCGGCCGCCGCCCGUCAUCAGUAGUCGCCGUACCGCGCAGCCACGUAACCUCUCACCUUCUCCUUAGUUUUUAGUAGUCAGUAGUAGGGGAGAGUGUGAGGAGAGAGAGAGGGAGCGAAAGUGAAAGAAGAAAAACGAAAGAGUUACGAGAAAUAACGAGUACCGGCCGACAGAGAAAAAAGGGAAGAAACGAGAGGUCGACAGCCCGUUUUUUCGUAGCGGUGAUCACCGUACUCCUCGUCGUCGUCGUUGUCUACGUUCUCGUCGUUGUCGUCGUCGUUGUUCCGGUGUUGGUCGUCGUGAACCGGCUCGACGCGACCCAGCGCGUAUAAAAAGUCCGUCAAUUCCCGUAAGUGCGAGCGUGGAAACGAGCGUACGCGCGAAUAAAGUGCGUUUCGUUCGUCUACACCGUCCUAUCGUCGAUAAUCGUGCAGAAGCUCGGCGUGUGUUGCGUAGCAACCAGUGAACGCGCACCCUCCGCCAGAGAACAUCGAGAGUACCAGACCCCGAAGAAACCGAAGACAGGUGAAAAACGUGGAAGAAUAGUGGAGCGCGAAGUCAAAGACGCGAGAGAAGAGUGAGAGCCGCGUGUAAACGAGAGGCUCUCGAAGGAUCAGCGAUAAGAAGUCGGGGGAGAAGACACGUGAAAGCGCGUGCCGUGACAUCCGAAGGUGUCGACACGCGAGCCGUUGUUUGCCAUCGGCGGACCAAACGGAGCAUCGUUCGCCAUACGACGCGAUCGAACGCGGAAGAGCGUGAAUCGAAGCGGCUAUCGGCGAGAUCGGCUGCCGCUGCCACUCGGUACUAGUGUUACCGUUGCCACUGCAACCGCGGUCACGCGAGAGCGUUGCGACAACAACGAGCUGUGCGCCGCGCGCCGCUAUGGAGCCACAGAAUCAGGAAAUCGUAGCAAGCGGCUCCCCAGCCGAGGUGCCGAACGAUCCAGGGAAAAUGUUCAUCGGUGGUCUAUCUUGGCAGACCAGUCCAGAGAGCCUCAGAGAGUACUUCACCAAGUAUGGGGACAUCAUAGAAGUCAUGGUCAUGAAAGAUCCCACCACGCGACGAUCAAGGGGCUUUGGAUUCAUCACGUUCGCAGAUCCCGCAAGUGUAGAUAAAGUGCUGGCACAGGUUAAUCACGAGUUAGACGGCAAGAAAAUCGACCCAAAAGUAGCGUUUCCAAGGAGAACACAUCCAAAGAUGGUGACAAGGACAAAGAAGAUAUUCGUCGGUGGACUAUCGGCACCGACGACGCUGGAGGACGUUAAAAAUUACUUCGAACAGUUUGGCCCGAUCGAGGACGCCAUGCUGAUGUUCGACAAGCAGACCAACAGGCACAGAGGCUUUGGCUUCGUCACGUUUCAAAGCGAGGACGUGGUGGACAAAGUCUGCGAGAUUCAUUUCCACGAAAUCAACAACAAAAUGGUCGAGUGCAAGAAAGCACAGCCGAAGGAAGUGAUGCUCCCGGCGAACCUGGCGAAGACGCGAGCGGCCAACAGAGGCACAUACGAUUUUAUGUGGUCCCUGGGAGCAUUACCUGAUGGUUUCCCAGCGGCGUACGCGGCAUACGCGGCAGGCCGUGGCUAUUCUGGGUACCCUAGUUUCGGACUGCCCUACCCGACAGGAGUGCCGGCAGUGUACUACCACGGAACCGGAAGUGAGAAUGCGAGCCGCGCGUAUACGGAGACACCGAUGCAACACGUCCAACGGACUGCAAUCCGGAAGAAAUUGGAUCUUACCAACGGACAGCUCACCCCCAACAACAACACGCCCUUGCUCACGCAAGCUCUUUCUGUGAUGAACAACUACCAGGCGGCCGCAGCGCAGGCCGGAUUUCCGCCGGCGUCGCCUCACGCGGCCGGCGGCCACGGCGGGCCACAGGGUCGAUCUUUUCCUGCGGCCAACUCGCCGGGCCCCAUCGACAUGUAUAGUUCAAGCGCCGCAGCCGCAGCAGCAGCCGCAGCCGCGGACUCAGCAGUUGCCAGCUACGUCCAGGCCGCAGCUAGUCCGCAGCCCCCUACGACCGCGUUCCCUGCGAUCGCUGUGUCCCGUGCCCCGCUCAACUACAGUCCCGGUCCUCUAAUACCAGCGGCGUUCACUAAUGGCUACCAUUGAGCCUUGUUAAGACCUAAUAACAGGAUGGACGAGAGGGCAGAGCGCAGCACGGUCGACUGACGGUACAGUGAGCGAUGUAAAUGCCUUGGAAGAACUUAUCACAAUGAACGAUCUCUGGACGGAGGAGGAUGCGUACUACCACGAACAACAACCGGAAGAAUCGCGAUUUAGGUUUAUAAUAUGUACGUAGAAGAGCGUAAAAGGUUUCCAACUGCGAGGAGGCUUCGUACUAGCGAAUAUAUAUAGCAUCGAUCGAUUCCGCCAAACUGAAAUCGAUCGAAAGAAAAUUACGCGAUCUUCGAAACGAGACGGCGAAACGCCGAAAAACCGAAAACCGCAUUAGGAAGAAAGGAAACAGGACGAAGACGAGAAGAAAAACGCGAGAGAAAAAAAAAAGGAAAAUUGUACGUCCCGAUCCGUGUCCAGAGCGUAUGCGAGAAAAGCGAUAUAGAAGAGAAAUCAGGGGGGGAAAAAAACGGCGAAAAAAUGAAAAAAGCAAAAGAAACACAAAGGGCGAAAAAGAGCUGCGUGCAGCUAAACUGUGGCCGAAACUGCGUAUUUGAUGCCCGUUCUCCGACAUUAAUAAAGAAUAAUAUAAUAAUAAUAAUGAAUUAAAUUAAUAUUAUUAAUUACUAAACAAUUAAGCGACUAAGUCUAGAGUAUAUAAAUACUAUAUAUAUAAAUAUAUAAAUAUAUAUAUAAAAAUAUAUAUAUAUAUAAAUAAUUGAUAAAUAUUAGACGAUAACGUAUGAUCCUUAGUAUUUAAGGGAAGACGAGAGGAGGACAGGAGGGAGAAAAUACCAACGUACAUACGAAUAUUAUUAUAAUUACUGGUUAUUAUGUAUAACAUUAUGGCGAUUACAAUGAUUAACAAAACAAAAAAAGAGGAAGCCGCGGCGCGCAAGCUCGCGCGCAAUAUACAUAUAUAUAAAUAUAAAUAUAAAUAUGAAUAUAAAUAUAAAUAAAAAAAAAAAUAUAUAAUUAUUAUACGCGUACACACGUUCGCACCCGGGAAGAGCGUUUUCCUUCCGGGCUUUCGUGGUUUAGGACGUUCAGAUGCGGAGAGAGAGAAAGAGUAGAAAGAAUUUUUCGAGGACGGCCGAGAGGGCGAAACGACGGCGCGGAAGGAAGAGGAAAGGCCGGAAAAGGGGGAGGGAGAGGGGCGCGAGGGGGUUGGAGGGAUUAGGUGGAGAUGACGAGGGCGCCUAGGCAGCCCGGAGUGGCUUCGCCCUUUUUCUUUGUUUCUUGCGCUCGCGCGUGUCCGCCACUUCUCGACGUGCUCUUUGCCGACUGAAUGCCGGAAUGGUACUUCUCUCGCCCCGGCGUCGUCGAACCACUCUUCUCUUUUCCCGGGUGUGCAACGAGGGAGAAAAAAAAAUGACGGAAAGAAUAAAAAGCACGGAAAGAGAGCGCGGAGUGGGGGAAGAGAAAAAAAAGUUACAUACAUGCAUAGACACCGCGCGUCACACGGACGACGCGAUGACGCGCGUUAGGAUUACAUUUUCGUCGUUGCGAGGAGGCGAGAAAGGCAAACGCGAGGGCUGAGAACCAAGAUCGACCGAUUCGGGGUUUCGCAAGGCUAUGUAGUUAGACAAACAGAAAGAGAGAUAGAGAGGGAGAGAAAGAGAGAGAGAGAAAGAGAGAGAGUGAGAGAGAGAGAAAGUAUAGAACGCGUGAGAGUGAGAAUGUUCGACUUUUGAGUUGACACGCGCAUCGACGAGCAUAGACGGAAGAAACGCUGUUCGAAAAAAAAAAAAAUGGGAGACGUUAGACUCGCGAGGUCGCAAGAUGGCGGCCGAACGAGAACGCUGGGUCCCGAGCGUUUGUAUCGUCGAAAAUCUGGCCUCAUUCAAUGCCGAAACGAUGACCGUUGAAUUCAAUCGGCUGUUGUAUAGCUGUCCAAUCGAUUUACUUGCAUUAACGUCGGUACAUACAUACAUAUUACCCGUACGCGAAUUAUUGUAUCAUUGAUUUACCAUAAUGGCGUAUAUGCAUGACCCUAUAGAGGAGCCAGUGGAAAACAUAAGCAACGUUCAUCGACACGUCUUUCACACACAUUCACUGUAAACGUACAUAAGACGCCUACACGAUCACCCACACUUACACACACACACACGGAUACGUACAAUUGUAUGUACACAGAGGCGCAUACCGAACACCGUACACUCGCCUGUACAAGCGUCGGCGGCUUCAAACGAGUUCCACGAUCACACGUCACACCCGAAAGAACUCAUACACAACUCCAUAAUGUUACGCGACACAAGAUUGCAUUAAAGGGAAAAAAAAUAUAUAUAUAUACACACACGCAUGUAUACAGUUAUUAUACCGUUCGUCCGCAAUGUACAGAACGUUAGUUAAAGGCGAGAUCGCGAAUCGCUAAUAUAACACGCCACGGGCGCGUUGUACGAGGAGCAGAGACGACAGAAGGGAGACCGCGAAAUGGACGAUGCUCCGACGAAAAGCGAAACUGUGCGUCUGUUCCUCGGAUGUGUGAGAGGUACGAGAGAAAGAGAGAGAGAGAAAGUGACGGGUACGUGUGCGCGAGAGAGUUGUUUAAACAUUAGGAUUUACGAACACCGGUCAUCUAAAAUGCCAUUGAUGUAAAGUAUAAGCGGGCUAGCAAGGAAAGACGCAAACGUGAGAGUAUGAGAAUAAUAAUGUACGUAGCCUUAAUCGAAGAACGACUGGACACCAAAUCUUGCGUUCUUUCGCGCUUCGAGUAUUCGCUGAUUGGACGGGCAAGGAACGAGGAAUAGAAAAAAAAAAAAGAAGAAGAAAUAAAACGGACGCUCCAUUCGAAUAUAUUCGCGAUUGGAUUAGGUUAAUUGUGCCGCGAGGCGUAAUAUCGUUCGGGAAGCAGGGAGGUGUCGCGCGAAACAAUGUCCCUUUUUUUCUUUCUUUCUUCCUUUCGGUCCAUUCGCUAUUAUUGCCGUUCGCGUUGUUCCGUGGCAACGCGCGAUCCUCCGAGGCUCGAAGAGCGCCGGAACGCGCUCGGAACCUCCCUACUUCCGGCGCAGGGAGAACCGUUGACGUGCAUAACUCGUUCUGCGGACUAAUUCACGUAAUUCUGUUGGUAUCGCUGAUCCCAAUGCUGUUUCUUACGAACGCUAUUAUUAUUACGAUUAUUGAAUUCUUGCGAAGUGAGAGUCGACGAGCGAUUAAUUAUAAUUACGAGAGACGACGGAUACACGUGCGACAAUUAUAGUGCGGUUAUUAUUGUAUUCAACAACAGGGUAAACUAACAAAAAAAUGAAAAAAAAAAAAUGAAGAAAACGAAAAAAAGCGUCGAUUUUAAAAUUGGGACGCGUGUCACGUCGAACGGCGGCCAUUUUGUUUUUCUGUGCGCGGGUGUGCGUGCGCGCGAUGAGAAAAUCGAAAACUGUGAGGAGGAAAAAAAAAAAUGAUAAAAAAAAAACAAAAAUAACAUAUAAUACAAAAUAAAAUUAAACGAACGAGUCAAUUGUCGCGAACGUUAGCAAUACUUCGUCAUGACCACAAAUGAUAAAAAAUGGCAAAUAAUGAAUUAAACUAAAAACGAAAAAAAGAAAUGAGAUGAGAAUAAAUAAUGUACACGACUAAACUUAUAUCGCGGGUAACUAAUAUUCUUAAGUUGGUGACGCGUACGCGCGCGACGGGUGAUCCCGCUCGUUCUCGAGAUAGCGGACGUUUACCGCUUUUUAAACGCAGAGGGAAAAUGCCGAUUUCUUGCAAGCGAAACAAAAUGGUAGCUGCUUCGUUACGCAACCCAGGAAUUAACACGAUUGCUGCGUUUGAGGGAAAAAAAAGAGUAUAUGUUUCUGACCAAACGUGGUAUUCGGUGAAAAUAAUGGAUGGAAAAGGAACGAGACGAGAGAGAUAGGAAUAACAUCGAUAGGUCGUAACCUGCGCAGAGAAGUAGCGAAACGAAGUAGCGAGCGUUUGGUUGACGGUACAGGGUUCAGAUGUUUUGCGGUUUUGCCAUUCGUUUCCCGAAUUUCGGCUGUAUUGCAUAGAUAACGCGGAACGGACUUCAUCGCGAAGGAACAGAACCGGGAAAAGCGUCGUAGUUUUGCAAACAUCUUGCGUUACUUUCUUUCUUUGUCGUUACGUUCGGGAGGCAAUUAAGUUAAGCGAGCGUUAAACAGCCGUGUCGGGCGCUUCGCGAAUCGCGGGAUCGCGCUAAUUGUUUAAAUAGACGGAAAGAGAUGGACUUCGCAAAAGAAUAAAGGAAUACACGUAUAUAUAUAUACGAGAACUUGACACUACGGUUCGAGGAACGUGAAAAUUUUUAAUGGGAUUCGUCGUACGUAGAUUCGAGGGUUGCUGAGAUCUGAGCAAAAUGGCAAAAUAAGAAACGCAAGGAGCACACACGCAUAUACGCAAAAAGAAAAGAGAGGUCAUAAUUAAAUGUACAAGUUGUAACUUUUCGCAGUUAGAGUGAAAGGCAUGCUCGAAAGGAUUUUGGGUUCCUCGUGGAUUCCUGACUAAUUAAAUUAUGAAAACGACUGUUUGCAAGGUCUCGUAAUAUUUCAAAAUAUUGGUUGAAUUUGCUUCGUGCAUAACAUACGACUGUGAUGUUCGUUAUCGCUUUUAAACGAAACGUUUUAAUGUUAUUUGUUUCACUUACUUUGUUUCACACGAUGUUUUUGGCAGUCGGUUGUUGCUUUUCUCGACGACAAAGCGGAAACAGCUUUUAACGGGAACCCAGACGACUUUCAACGAGCAUCCUUUGAAAGAGAAUUAUUAUAUAUAAAUAUAUACAUAUUCGAAAGAGAUCUACGAUCAAUUAUUAAUUAGAACAAACAGGCAAAGAGAAUGCGAUCGACAUACAUGCGUGUUAAUUGCGAUGGCGGGGGUAAGAAAAAAAAAGAGUAGCCAGGGGAGGGAGAAGUGGUAGGGAAAAAGAAAGCAAGAGCAAACAAAAUAUAUGUGAGUACAGUCCACGCGUUUAUAUUUAUAAAUAUGAAAUACAUUAAUAUUGAAAUAUUACGUCUAUAUCUACAUCUAGUAUAUAUAUAAAUAUAUAUAAAUAUAAAUAUACAUAAUGAACGAUUAAGAAAGGCAAGAAGUAUAUUAUGUCUAUAUAAUAAACGAUUAAGGCGACAAACAAACAAACAAAACAAAAAUAUGAUGAUUACAGAGAUGAACAGAUAUAUUGAGCCAUUGUUUUAUGCAUUUGUAUAUAUAUAUAGUUAUUGAUGUUUUAAAAGCUAAUUAUACUAUUGUACUGAAAAUUUUCCGAUCACCAACGAUCGUGAGAGAAAAACAGAGCGAGGGUGCAAACCGGGAUUGGGCGAGAACCAGAAAGUUAGACGCGGAAAGGAGACACGAAACGAGGGGAAAGGAAUGCGACCGAGGCGAGCUCGUUGUGCGAUGCAGUCCAGUCUCUUUGUGAUGCUUUUUCUUUUUAUCGGGGGGAUUUUUCGCGAAGAAACGAAUCGAACGCGGCAGAAUUAGGGCAAAGAAAGUAAAAGUUAGGAAAAACACGUCGCUCGCUGAUCGAUCGAGCUCGAUCACUCGUCGCGCAAAUUACACGCUCACACGAACUCAUAUACACGUAUGUGAACACACAGACACAGACACACGUAUUUAUAUAAAUAUAAAUAUACACGCGUAUAAGUGAUAAGUAAUAUUUACGAUAAUCGAAGAAAGAAAUAUAUAUAUACACAGCAAGAAAAGGCGGGAAUGGAGGUCACAUUGUAAAGAGAGUGCGAGGAAGAUGUUAAUUAAUUAAUUAAUUAAAUCGAUUAUUGUCGUUCCGUGGUUGAACGGUGAAAUGGAAGUCAGAAUCACACGACUAAACAGAUUUACAAGUAGAAACAAGUUUUGGUACACAGGCGACACACAGGCAGUUACACGUAUUUAGAUACGUAUACGUGCAUGUAUACAAAAAAAAAGAAAAACGAAAAAAUGCAGUGAAAUAGCAGCCAGUUUAUGGUAACUUAGUCUAAUCGUCGCUUGAGUGCGAGUAGCGGUUGUAAUUAACAUUUUUCUUGUUCUUGUUACCAUUACAAUUAUCGUCAUCGUGGCGAACACGGUUUCUAAAGGAAUGGGUAAUGCAACACGAGUACCAAUUGGUUUCUGAUUUAUCCUGUUACUUGUACAGUUGGGAAAAAAUUCAGUUUCGUCGUUCGUUUCGAUUCUCGUUGAUGAUAGUUGUAGUCGUGAAUGAUUUCGAUCAUUUCGUAAAAACCGAGUCGAAGUAUCGUGAUGUCGUUCGAUCGUACGAUAUUUCGUAGAGGAUAAAGCAAUAUCGAGUAAUAAUCGAACGAAAAAGCCUCAGUAAAUGAAAACAACAUAAUCCAUAAUGCAUUUAAGGGAUCGUACGCGCAAAAUUGUUUAAAAAUUGAUCGGUUCAAUGGCGGCACGGUAUGCGUUCACGAUUGAAUUCGUACCGUUCGGGCUUGGCCGAAGAGCAAUAGUCGCUCGUGCGUGUACGAUCAACAUUUUAAAAUAAUCUUUCACCUUCUCCAUUAAUAAUAAAGAUAAACAGUUCCUCUUUCGGAACAGAGACGAACAGAGUGGCCCGAACGAUUUAAGCGCCAUUUUUAAUUCUAUCAUCUUCCAAACCAUACGCUCUAUUGCAUGAAUUAUACGUUACACGUUACAAAUUAUAAAACGAUAUUGUUUCACGGUUGUUCGUGCGUCUGUAAAGUAAUUAACAUUCGAACGGAACAAUAAACGACUGAACUGGAUGAUAAAAACGUCAGUCUCUCGAACCCCGUAAAACGUGUUUCGACAAAUUUUACAGGGUCGUUUCCCUCGGAAUCAGGCAAUUUCUCGGAUUUAGGAUAAAACUGUUUCAUCACACUUCUCAACCACGCGUUUCCCUACGACAUAACGAGAACAAAUACCGCUCGAGGCAAAUUUACGCGCGCACACACCGGCACGUGCAUGCAAAACACGAUCGAACUCAUCCGAACAAAACAAAACGUACACGCCGAAAUUUCUGCACGAACUAAAUAAAAAAAAAAAACAAAAAACCAAAAAAGCAAAGAAAGACAAAGGGGAAGCAAGGGGCAAACAAAAAAAAAAAAACUGAAUAAUUUCACUUCGUUUCACGGAUUCGUCGAUAUCGAUCCUUCGAUCACUUUCUGCGCACCCUCUAUUUCUUGACUGCUGAUAUGUUUCCUAGAACGGCUAGUUUAGCGUACUUUUUGCUGUGCGACGCGAAUACGCGCGAUUUCGUUUUGGUUUCCUCAACUGACAGAAGCUGACGCGACAGGAAGUACAUACGUGCGUUUGUCGUACGAACGAAACGCGCGCGCGCGAUGUCACAAUGUUCGAAAACAAACCCCCGUCGCUCUACGCGCGAUGUGAAUGAGUCGAGUAAGAAAGAGAGAAAGAGAGGGAGAGAGAGUGUGUGCGUGUGUCUGCAUGAGACAGGGUGUAUGAGAGGAAUUCGCAAAAGUCCGUAGAUAGAUAGACAAUUUUCGAAACAUCGUUUUCAUGCGUACGAGAAAACAUCACCGAAAUCUUGCUGCGACACGACACCGCGUUCGGGCAACUUUCCUCGCCAGAAAUAAUUAAUAUUCGGCCGAAAUUUGCCCGGCACCAUUUGUCUCUGGUGUUCGUUCAGCCUCCCAUAGUCUCGUUGCAAAAUGUCGAACGGGGGAGAGCGAUCCAACGAGUGCACGAUGCACGGUCGAUGGAGUUUCAAGUCAGUUGUAAUAUAAUCGAUCGACACGGGAUCGUGACCUUUGGUGACGUUCGGUGAAACGUCGCAGCCAAGAUAUAGGGUAAAGGAUCCUACAGAGGAGUUUACUUUUACUCGCGCGUCAAGGGAACAUGUGGGCUUACGAAGCUCACGCGUUUAUUAUUAUUAUUAUUAUUAAUAUUAUUAUUUUUGUUUUUCUUUUCUGUUGACUUAUGUAUUGUAAGAAUUAUUAUUGCUAUUGAUCAUCAUUACGACUAAUGUUAUUAUUGGAUAGUAUUACCACAAUACGUCCGCUAUCGUUUGCUAUCUGUCAAAACGCAAUAAUCGCUAUGUUACGAAUACGAUUGUCCGUUGUAUUCGAGGUGACUUCGUUUUUUCAAGUUUUUACCGAGUACGCGGCCCGGACGAAAUCGCCCACGCGGCUCGUCGGCGAUAUCAACGAUGAAGCAUUUUUGUAAACUUCCACGUACCAAACAGACUAAUAGAGGAAUAAAGCUAUCUGUGUAGAGGAAUCUGUUCAACGAAGUACCGAUAGAGUCGACUCUGCGCGCUCGCCGCUAGUUACCAGUGUUAAUUAAUUAAUAAAAGAAAAAGAGAAGAGAAUAAGAAAAUAAAAAAAAAAAAAAAAAACGACGAACCGGUGGCGGAUUCGUUCGUGUCGCGAGCCGAAUGCAAUGUGAACGUAACCCCAUACGAUAUGUAUGUAUAUAAUAUAUUAUAUAUGCACACGCAAAGCAUAAAUAUUACGAUAAGUAUAUAAUCAUGUAAUUACACGUGCACACGUUCGGAUGCGCAGUUACAUGUAAUCUGUUAAUAUUCUUCCUGCGUGCAACAAGGACAACAGCCACGAGCUUCGAUGAAGUUUUGCUAACCGUCGUACGGCGACCGCGUACGAGUUUAAUUCAAUACUCGCUAUUAUCGAAAAUAUUAGUUUCUUUUCUCGGCGCUCGCGGAACGUUCGCGCGAUUGUCCUGUGCUCGAUUCGCCGCAAACGAUGGUUACACGGUGAACCAUUCGUUUCACGCGAAGCAUCGAUGUCUCCGAUUUACGCGUUGAUACUUCAACCAACUAGUCAAAAAACGUUCUGAUCAUUAUUUCUCACUUUGCCCACGGCCUCGAUCGAACCGACUACCGAUCGUACCGCUUUCCUAAUUGUCGAUAAACGUUUAAUAUUCUUUUAUCGUAAUAUUUCGUUAACGUGCAAAACGUUCCUCUUUUUUACCCCGCAAUACGCGACUCUCGGUUGCACGCUAUUCAGUCGCACGACGUCUACACUCAUCGCUAUCGUGACUUUCUUCGUUUACGCUAUUAUGUCAUCGCUCCAGUUUUGCGGUAAAUGUUCGGUACCCGUUCGUGCAACCCGUAAAGGAAAACGCGAUAGUAACCAUGAUGCAAACGUUUCUUCCUAGGGUACUCUUCCCCAUCGUGACUGUGUUUGAAUCGGUCAAACCGAGUUUGUUACACGCAUUACAAACGUUCGUUUUGUUCGUUCGCCAGGUCGGAGAUACGAAUCGAUACAUAAGAGAAUCGCGUGUCUUCGAGAUAACCGUAGCAGUCGUGAUCAGAGAACAAAAAACGAAACGUUUCGUUCGUGUUGUUUCGUUUAUUUUCUACUUCACAUAUCAGUACCGAUCGUCGAGAUCUAGAAAUUUCUGUUUCGUAGUCGAACGCUACAACACCAACCGUUCCGUAAUCGUAGAUUGUUCAUCGCGGUUUUCUUUCCUAUCAUCGUACAGAAUAAUUAGCGACGACGUUAUUGCAUCGUAAAUUGUGCCAUUUAUUCCCGUUUCGCCUUUUUGAUUUUCGCCGCGACACGAAACGAACAGUCACGUAAACGUACACACGAACAUACCGAUUACAACACGAGCACAAUAUUCAUUCGCCUCUUCUGUAAGGUAACGGUGGGGAAAAUAAAAAAAAAAGAAGUUCUCUAUAGAACUUGUAAUACGAAAUUAAAGAGAGAAGAACAAGAAGUCUGAGAAGCAAUUUUAAUCGAUUCGAAAUUUUUAUGGGGAACCGCAUCGUGAUCAUUGUGUGUAUGUGUGAGAAACAAAAUAUUUACGAAUUUCGAGCACUCGCUUCUCCCAAUUCGUCGUUGUCCUUACUUUUGUGAUAUCUUUUCGUUCGUGGAAACAAAGAACACCGAAUGUUCCGUGUACACGGCAUGUUAUGAAUUCCGGGAGCCUGAGAAUUCUCGUCGUCCGCGAUCGUCGCGCUAGGAAAAAGAAACCAUAGUCGCGAUUCUGUUGUAACACGCGGCACGGAACGAGAAACUUUUUAAAAUAUUUUUUACGAACGCCUCGCGAUGACACGAGCAAAAGGCGGAAUAGCAUGAAAGAAUGGAACGGAAGCUCGGCGGCAUGGUACAGCUUGCGAUGAGGAAACUUGCAAUAUAACAAGCAAUAAAUAAGUCAUUUUUAAUUCCAUGUAUAUUAAACAAUUAUGUGGAUGCUUAAUGAGAUUUAUUGACUUAAACGAGCAAAGACAACAACUAAAACGAAAUACCGAUUUUACAUAUUCUUACUAAUCGUAAACGAUUACAAUACGUA